This is a messenger RNA of Onychomys torridus (southern grasshopper mouse), 1488 nucleotides long. RefSeq names its product golgi associated olfactory signaling regulator (gene Gfy). The record is from RefSeq and is a predicted model, not a curated record. Bases 1 to 1488 code for a protein of 495 amino acids. Lineage: Eukaryota; Metazoa; Chordata; Mammalia; Rodentia; Cricetidae. The transcript has 3 exons.
AUGCAGUCCUUCAGCCCCAUUUUCUUCCUCAUCCUCCUCUUUCUCCUUGAUGGUCUGGGUUCCAAGGCAGCUCCCUCAACCUCUCCGCCUGUGGGUUCCGACCCCCAGGGGAUAAUCCCGCCCUCUAGGAUGCCCGUUGCUCUAGAAAAUUCUACUACAGACAGGCCUACCCCAGGAUACCCUCCAACGGUUCCUCCUGAGCCCUCCAAGACACCACCCCCCAGACCCAGCCUCUCAGAUUCUCCAGAGACUCCCAUGCCUGCCCAGCUCACAAGCUCAGUCACAGAAUCCCAGGAUGGUUUGCAAACGAGCCCCUCCAGAGCAACACUGCCAGAAUCUUCUGAGAUCCCCAAACCUGACCUGACUGCAAUUUCCCAGUCUGGAUCUCCUGAAACCCAAAAACCUAGUCCCUUCAAAACUUCACCCUCAGAAUCUCUCAAAGCUGAACACACUGACCCUACACCAACUACACACCAAGACUCCCCUGAAAUCCCCAAAGGAGAUACCCCCCAAAUCUCUCCUGGUGAAGGGCCUAAGAUACCAAGUCCUGGCCCCACCCAACUCCUCAGCUCCACAUCCGGAGAGACCUAUGACCCUGGUACUAAGAGAAUCCUAAAUUCUGCAUCACUGCCAAGCACCCGUGCUGUCCCCACAGAAACUCCACAGUCAGCACUUCUCAUCACCCACCCCAAUCCCACUGACAUCCCCCAAACACAGUUCCCCACAACCACCAACCAAAAUGCAACAGCGAUGGCUGUGACCUCUGACUUGGAAAUCACCACUGGUCUUCCCACCCAACCACCAGCAACCUUCAGGGAGGAAGCCACCACAUCCAGUGAGCCAGGCCAGAGUCCCAGCCCAGAAUCCCCUGCAGCCUCCCAAGCUGCCACACCUAGCCUGUCCAUGUCAGAUUCCCCAGGGACCAAAGAGCUGAAUAUACCCCAGAACUCAGGCCCCAAAGGACCAGAUAUCCCUCCUCCCUCAGCACGGAUUGCAGGCCCCCCUGUUCCUCCAGAUCACCCCAAUCAGGUAGCCCCUGGGGUGCCCCAGUCCCCUCAGAAACACGGCCGAGGAGAGACAGUCAAUACAAUCAUCGUGGUGGAGCGAGUGAAGGAGACUGGGGUGACUCUGGUCAGCCGCGUGCGAGGCUCCACCAGUGGGUCCCUGUGCCUGUUCUUCGCUGGGACAGGGAUGCUCAUUGGCAUAUUCCUCUUAUUGUGGUGUCUCUACCGCCGGGCCUCCAGACACAGGUCCUUUGCACACCACCGGCUCCGGGACAGCGGAGAUGAACCAGCCCUGCACCUGGAUGCCCCGAAGGACCCCUUGGACCUCUACUUCUACGCGUCCGAUGCGUGGGUGCCGUCGCACAUCGCCACGCAGCAGCCACCUCCCACGCCCCCACUGCCGCCCAAGCUGCCCCCUCCGCCCCGCGGCCCGCAGCGCCUGGAAGCCCUGUCUCCCGCCGCACUGUCCCCCAACUUCGUCUGA